CUAACGGAUGCAAAUUUAGGUGGGGUAAAAUACUUAGUACAUAAAGAACUAAGAACUCUAAUAAUUCUCUUCCGUAGAACAUACACGAAUCGGUCGCGAUCCGCACGAAAUUUGGAAAGGAAAAUCAUGCUGUUUUCGGUUCUGUCAAUUCUCUCGCUGGCCUAUGCUGCCCAGGCGGCAGAAGUGUGCUAUGGCGACCUGGGCUGUUUCUCUAACAUCGCCCCGUUCUGGGGACUGAACCGGCCGCUGUCGUCUCUGCCUGACGCCCCUGACGUCAUCGGGACCAAGUUCUACCUGUACACCCGCGCUAACCCAACUAUGGCGCUCAGGGAACGUUUGGUGGCUGACUCCGUGGCCACGCUGUCAGCAUCUCACUUCAGCGCCUCCAAACCCACCCGGAUGGUCAUCCACGGUUUUACCGGCACGGCUGAGCAUGCGUGGGUCCAGACCAUCGUGGACGAGCUACUGUUGAAGGAGGACAUCAAUGUGGUGACUGUUGACUGGGCUGACGGAGCGUCCAUAGUCGGGUCGUACGGGCAGGCCACGGCGAACAGCCGGGUGGUGGGAGCAGAAGUGGCGAAGCUGGUGAACUACAUGAGCGCACAGACCGGGGCAAACGCACGGGACUUCCACCUGAUUGGUCACAGCCUGGGAUGUCACGUGGCCGGAUACGCGGGCGACAUCCUCGGCAGCGUUGGACGUAUCACUGCUCUUGACGCCUCCGAGCCGUACUUUGACGGGAUGGACGCCAUCGUCAAGCUGGACCCGACCGACGCCCUGUUCGUGGACGUGAUCCACAGUGACGGCUCGCCGUUCAUCGGGACUCUCGGCAUGGGCACCAGCCUGCCCACCGGACACGUGGACUUCUACCCGAACGGCGGCGAGUACCAGCCCGGCUGCCAUGACAGCAUCGUCUCCAGUGUGGUCUCCACAGGCUUUGGGCUGCUCACUGACGGAUACGAUGGUGCAGAAGCUGCAGCUGCUUGCAGUCACCUGAGGGCGAUCGACUACUUCACCGAGUCCAUCAACUCCGAGUGUCCCUUCACGGCCUACCCCUGCGAAAGCUAUGAUAAGUUCAAGGAUGGGUUCUGCAUGAGUUGUGCCGGGAACACGUGCUCGCAGAUGGGUUACCGCGCCCGGGACCACUACGGCACCCGCGGGAAACUGUACCUCACCACCACCGACGGGACACAGCCUGGCGGCAAGUUCUGCGCCUACCACUACAAGGUUCAAGUGACGUCAUCCACCCGUAUGGAGGAGACUGCCGGGCGUCUGUACGUCACGUUCCAGGGACCGAGCGGGAUCACCGACACCAUGGAGGUCACAGACGGUGACAUCAUGGACCUGAAGCCCGGCGUGACGUACCAGAAGCUGGUGAGCAGCCCCAUGAACAUCGGGCACGUCACGAGAGUCAACCUCAGGUUCGUCCGCUCCAGCAGCAUCUGGGACUUCUUCGCCGCCCAGUACUACACCGUCGGCAAGGUGACCAUCACAGCCGGGGAGAGUCAGACAAGCUACAAGUUCUGCGGCAGCGACACCCCCGUCAACGAUGCCGAGACUCUACAGCUGAACCACGUCGGCGGCAACUGUGAGGACAUCAAUGUGGUGACUGUUGACUGGGCUGACGGAGCGUCCAUAGUCGGGUCGUACGGGCAGGCCACGGCGAACAGCCGGGUGGUGGGAGCAGAAGUGGCGAAGCUGGUGAACUACAUGAGCGCACAGACCGGGGCAAACGCACGGGACUUCCACCUGAUUGGUCACAGCCUGGGAUGUCACGUGGCCGGAUACGCGGGCGACAUCCUCGGCAGCGUUGGACGUAUCACUGCUCUUGACGCCUCUGAGCCGUACUUUGACGGGAUGGACGCGAUUGUCAAGCUGGACCCGACCGACGCCCUGUUCGUGGACGUGAUCCACAGUGACGGCUCGCCGUUCAUCGGGACUCUCGGCAUGGGCACCAGCCUGCCCACCGGACACGUGGACUUCUACCCGAACGGCGGCGAGUACCAGCCCGGCUGCCAUGACAGCAUUGUCUCCAGUGUGGUCUCCACAGGCUUUGGGCUGCUCACUGACGGAUACGAUGGUGCAGAAGCUGCAGCUGCUUGCAGUCACCUGAGGGCGAUCGACUACUUCACCGAGUCCAUCAACUCCGAGUGUCCGUUCACGGCCUACCCCUGCGAAAGCUAUGAUAAGUUCAAGGACGGGUUCUGCAUGAGUUGUGCCGGUAACACGUGCUCGCAGAUGGGUUACCGCGCCCGGGACCACUACGGCACCCGCGGGAAACUGUACCUCACUACUACAGACGGGACACAGCCUGGCGGCAAGUUCUGCGCCUACCACUACAAGGUUCAAGUGACGUCAUCCACCCGUAUGGAGGAGACUGCCGGGCGUCUGUACGUCACGUUCCAGGGACCGAGCGGGAUCACCGACACCAUGGAGGUCACGGACGGUGACAUCAUGGACCUGAAGCCGGGCGUGACGUACCAGAAGCUGGUGAGCAGCCCCAUGAACAUCGGGCACGUCACGAGAGUCAACCUCAGGUUCGUCCGCUCCAGCAGCAUCUGGGACUUCUUCGCCGCGCAGUACUACACCGUCGGCAAGGUGACCAUCACAGCCGGGGAGAGUCAGACAAGCUACAAGUUCUGCGGCAGCGACACCCCCGUCAACGAUGCCGAGACUCUACAACUGAACCACGUCGGCGGCAACUGUUAAAGUCACCAUGUCACAGUCAAAUAUGCAUGGAAACAUGGGCGGCAAAAUAUGAGACAACCAUUUCGCUUUGUGGAUAGUAAAAAUAUAUCUGGAAGUA
Branchiostoma belcheri (Belcher's lancelet) is the source of this 2806-nucleotide messenger RNA. RefSeq names its product pancreatic triacylglycerol lipase-like. Bases 127 to 2709 code for a protein of 860 amino acids. The record is from RefSeq and is a predicted model, not a curated record. Gene Ontology annotation, molecular function: protein binding; triacylglycerol lipase activity. The transcript is spliced from 17 exons. Gene Ontology annotation, biological process: lipid metabolic process. Lineage: Eukaryota; Metazoa; Chordata; Leptocardii; Amphioxiformes; Branchiostomatidae.